Miscanthus lutarioriparius is the source of this 900-nucleotide messenger RNA. The record is from the annotation of a GenBank genome assembly. Lineage: Eukaryota; Viridiplantae; Streptophyta; Magnoliopsida; Poales; Poaceae.
AUGGAAGAGCUAGCCAAGUUAUUUCCUGAUGAAAUUGCUGCUGAUCAGAGUAAAGCAAAGAUUCUUAAGUAUCAUGUUGUGAAGACACCGAGAUCGGUUUACAAAAAUGUCCCAAAUUGUGAACCUUACCGACCUCUCCAAAGGUCACCGAUCGAAGGUUUCUAUCUGGUUGGUGAUUACACAAAGCAGAAAUACCUGGCUUCCAUGGAAGGUGCAGUUUUAUCUGGGAAGCUUUGCGUGGUGGCUAUAGCGGGCUAUAGCAGAUCCUUGGAACUUGCAUCCCUUUGCUGGUUCUUUUCUGAUUCAAAGAACCCAAUGGGGGAUGUGUCGUUGAAUCGACCCAUUAAAGCCGAGCCAACUGCCGGUGGCAUUGCCAAGGGGAAUCGAAUUCUGGACACGAUGUCAGCUGGGUGGACAGAUGAGAGACACAUGCUAUAUAUAAGCUCUAUGGAGGCUUCUUUUGUCGAUCAACUAUACAAUCAUGGAAACAAUCCGCAGAAUGCAAAUGGCACUGGCUUCAAGGUUCUCCGCAGGGGUGUGUGGGAGUACAUCAAGUAUGAGAAGACUAAUGCUCCUGUGAGAAGUGGGGCUAAAUGCUGCGUCCCUGUAAAUCCUUGGAUCCAGCAUUUCAGGCCACAUGAUUGCCGUAGUAACGCACAAAGUGAUGGGGUCGAGGCUUCAGUGGGCGAUCAUGAAUCGGGUACUCAGGCAAACCGGAAGAGCCUUUCUGUGUCUCAUGGAAGGGAAUGGGAAGCUUGUAAGGGAGAACCCCAGCUUCUUCAUGAAAGUACAGAGGUCUCUGAUCAAAAUUUUGCUGACGAUGAGGCUGAAGUUGAAGCAGAAUCAGUGAAAGCAUGCAAGAGGAGAUUAAGCAGCACUUCGCACUACCGUGAUGAAUGA